Molecule: messenger RNA, 1816 nt
Organism: Sceloporus undulatus (fence lizard)
Lineage: Eukaryota; Metazoa; Chordata; Lepidosauria; Squamata; Phrynosomatidae
Gene: SYNGR2
Product: synaptogyrin 2
Exons: 4
Coding region: 45-740 (231 amino acids)
Cellular component (GO): neuromuscular junction; synaptic vesicle membrane
Source: RefSeq, a predicted model, not a curated record
AAUUUUGGGCGAGGCGGCCCAGUCAGCUCUAGGCCGGGGGAGCCAUGGAGGAAGGCCGUGGCGGUGGCGGUGGCGGGGCCUAUGGGGCGGCCAAGGCGGGAGGCGCCUUCGACCUGUGGCGCUUCCUACAGCAGCCUCAAGUCAUUGCGCGCCUCCUCAGCGCCCUGUUUGCACUCAUAGUUUUCUCCUGUAUCAUUGGUGAAGGCUACACCAACAUUCAUACUGGAGAUGACCUCUACUGCAUCUUUAACCACAACGAGGAUGCUUGUCGUUAUGGCAUUGGCAUUGGCGUUGUUGCCUUCCUGGCCUGUGUAUUUUUCUUCAUGGUGGAUAUUUACUUUCCACAGAUCAGCAAUGUAACUGAUCGCAAGUACCUUGUUAUAGCUGAUUUGGGCUUCUCAGCUCUUUGGACGUUUCUGUGGUUUAUUGGGUUCUGUGUGUUGACAAACCAGUGGGCAUCAACCCAGCCUGGAGCUGUAAGCAUUGGUGCUGAUUCUGCUCGUGCUUCAAUUGCCUUCAGCUUCUUCUCCAUUUUCUCAUGGGGGCUCCUUAUCACCUUUGCCCUCCAACGGUACCGCAUGGGAGUCCAAGAUUUUGACCACAGCUAUGUUGACCCAGCUCCAGGGCCUACACCUCCCUACUCCAGCUACCCCAAUGUCAGCCACGAGAGCUACCAGCAGCCACCCUUCACUCGACCAGUGGAGGACUCAGAGGGCUACCAGCCCCCACCUGUGUACUGAUUGCCACUAGUACUGUUUAAAGCAGAUGACAGGGAAAGCCACAUAAGUGCAAUUAAUUCACUGCUUGGGUUAGGGGAAAGGCCUCUACUGUGAAGUUAGGGUGCCACAGCCUUUUGUGUGGUUUAUAUAUGUGUGUACAAUGGGUUCUGAAUUACUUCUGCUGUCCCCUACCCUCUCCAGGUUCUCACAGAAAAUGCUUUUUGCUUCUCUUGGGGUGUGGAAGGCUUUCUUGCUGACCUGUGUGCCUUGAAAGACUUAACUGUUGCUGAAUCUAUGAAGGAUUCCUGUGUAUUACAAGCUGAACUGCGGUGCCUCUGCUGUUGCAGCUAACUCCCAACAACUGGUCUGACACUGGCUAAAUAUUUUUGUCCAGCACUAGAGGAAACACAUUCCUCCUUUCUACUGUAGAUACCUACAAGGGGAUUCUUGCCUGACCAGUCAAGUAAUGCAGGCCUUUUCUACCAGGUGCCUUGGUAUCCUUAGCUCAUUUUUACUGUUUCCAACCCCAAGGAGGGACUUAGUUCCCAUGGCUCCUAUGGUGCUGCCUUCCUAGACUGAGUCAUGCAGGUGAAGUAGCUUCUUUGUUCUUGCUCCUCAGCUGCAGCUGUGAGAAAUGCCAAAGCCUAGGCCCAAAGGCCUUAAUUUGUAUAUAAAGCUUUGAAUUUAUUGUAUUGCAGAAAAUAGAAAUUUCGUGUGCCUUGUCUGCUGCCCGUUUUAGUCCUGGUUCACAGUGGUAGGGACCAGGCUUUCUGAAGCCCAUAACAAUUGCCUCUGUAAUAAAUAUUCUAACAGAAUUUUGCAGGAGUAGCUGCCAAAUGAAACAGCCAAGGUUAAGGAAGUACCUGGUAUAUUGUUGUAGGAAAUUCACUUGCAGAAAGCUUACACUGCUAUUUUUCCUUAACUGGCUGCAAAACCUUUCAGGGAGAGCUUGCUCUCUAUAUCCUCCUUAUGGUCCCUGCCCAAGGAAGCUGUGGAGAACUGUUUCUGUGUUUGGAAAAACACAGUUGGAAAAUACUGCUGGGUUCAGGAAUGUUUUAAGUGUUUUAGUGUAGAAAUAAAUCUUGUCACUCCCACCA